Molecule: messenger RNA, 1496 nt
Organism: Moneuplotes crassus
Lineage: Eukaryota; Ciliophora; Spirotrichea; Euplotida; Euplotidae
Source: the annotation of a GenBank genome assembly
GAUUCAGAAUGGAGGGUGGACAAUCCACAGAACUAGGUACCGUACACACCGCUAGUAAUGGUGCUCCAAUUGGAGACAACCAAAACAGUAUGACUGCUGGACCAAGAGGACCAACCUUGCUCCAAGAUUUCACUUUGAUCGACAAAUUGGCUGCAUUUGACAGAGAGGAAAUCCCAGAAAGAAUUGUCCAUGCAAAGGGUGCUGCUGCACAUGGUGUCUUCGAAGUUACUAACGACCUUACUAAGUACACCAAAGCCUCUUUCCUGAACACUAUUGGAAAGAAAACUCCUGUUUUCCUGAGAUUCUCCACUGUCGGAGGAGAAAGAGGUAGUGCUGAUACUGAAAGAGAUCCAAGAGGAUUUGCUAUCAAAUUCUACACUGAAGAAGGAAAUUACGACAUGGUUGGAAACAACACUCCAGUCUUCUUCAUCAGAGAUGCUAUCAAAUUCCCAGAAUUCAUCCAUACUCAAAAGAGAUGCCCAGUCUCUGGACUUAAAGAUGCCAAUAUGGCCUGGGACUUCUGGACAAAGCACACCGAAUCACUCCAUCAGGUCAUGGUCUUGUUCUCUAACAGAGGAACUCCAGAUGGUUACAGAAGAAUGAAUGGAUACUCUUCUCAUGCCUUCAAGUGGGUUAACGAAGAUGGGGAAGCCUUCUACGUUCAAUACCACUUCAAGACUGACCAAGGAGUCAAAAACUUCACUGCAGAAGAAGCACACAAAAUGAAGUCUGAUAACCCAGAUUAUGCCACCCAAGAUCUCUUCGAACAUAUUGACAAGGGAGAUUUCCCAAGCUGGACUUUCAAGGUUCAAAUCAUGCCAGAAGCUGAUGCUGAGAAAUACAAGUGGAACGUACUCGAUAUCACCAAAGUUUGGCCUCAUGAAGACUACCCACUUAUUGAGGUUGGUAAAUUAACCUUGAACAGAAACCCAAAGAAUUAUUUCGCUGAGACUGAGCAAUCUGCCUUCUCUCCAAGUCACCUCGUUCCAGGUAUUGAGCCUACCAACGAUAAGAUGCUCCAAGGGAGACUUUUCUCUUAUCCAGAUACCCACAGACAUAGACUCGGACCAAACUACCAUACCAUCCCAAUCAACUGCCCAUACAGAGUUCAGACCAGAGAUUACUUCUUGGCUGGAAUCCAUGCUGACGAGCAUGAGGGUACUGCAAAGAUCCCAUACCAAGGAAAAUUCAACGAUGCUCCCAAGGAAUGCCCAGAACACGAGACCAAGAAGUUCGCAGUUGAAGGAGAAGCAGGAAGAUACGACCAAUCCGAGCAUCCUAACUCAGACUUCGAGCAACCAGCUGCUCUCUUCAAUAAGGUAAUGGAUGAAUUUGAACAAGAGUCUCUUGUUCAAAACCUCGCAGGACAUAUUGGAUCAUGCAGAGAGGAAAUCCAGAUCGCCGCUCUUGAAGCUUGGGCCCUUGUUGAUGAUAAACUCUCCGAGAGAAUCAAGGCUGCAAUCAAGUAAACGUAUCAUUCUGAGAUUUAAUGUAAU